AUGGAGCUUGUCAAGGAGGAGAGAUAUGACACCAAGAAUCAGAAGAUUGCACUAUUUGCUAGGCCUGAGAGGCAAUAUUUCGAAAUUUAUUUGGUUCCUGCACUGGGAGCACAAAUUAAUCCCAGGAUUUCACUUGACCGUCGAACAAUAUCUGUUGCUAUCCGUUUUUUGAAGGCAAAGACUCCUGAGCAAAGGGCUGCAGUUGACUUGGACACCCACUACACAAAGGAAUAUCUUGAUGAGUAUGUUGGGUCUAGCACAAGAAGAGCAAUUCUGCAUGAUAUCAUUGCUCAAAUAUAUUAUGCAAGGAGGCUUGCAGAGAAGUUGCAGCCCGUUGCUAGAAUGGUUGAUCUCCACGGUGGGCAUCUAGUGAGUCAUGAGAGGACCAAAGAGGUCAAUCAAGCUCUUCAUGAACUGAUUAAUGCAUCGGAAACAAAGAUGAGCCCUCAUGAUUGGACUAAUUUGCCCAAAAAAGCCUCUCGGUGGUCAGAAAAAGGAUCAUUAUUAGGUAAAACAAUUGCAGAGAGUAAAAACGAUGCCAGUUCAACGAUUUGCAUAGCCGAAAAGCUGCAUCUGAGCAUAUCAUAUGUCUUUGGUCUCUUUAUGUUCAUGUUUGAGUAUAUACGAAGGGCUAUAAGAAGUCUGCACACAGCCAGAGUUGGAACUUCCCUCACAUAA
Dovyalis caffra is the source of this 678-nucleotide messenger RNA. The record is from the annotation of a GenBank genome assembly. NCBI's taxonomy places the organism in Eukaryota, Viridiplantae, Streptophyta, Magnoliopsida, Malpighiales, Salicaceae.